UGCAAACUUUAACGUUUUUAAUUUUAUUAAACUGCAUUUUAUGGCUGACUUAGUGAGACUCUGAUUGUAAAAUUACAACCUGCUGGAGAAACCUGUUGGAAUCAUAUUUGGGAAGUGUUGUUCCAUCUGUCGUCUUCUGUGUGUGUGGAUUAUUGAUGAGAUUCAUACAUCAUCACUGACAUAAACAAACUUCUGUAUAAUUUUACAGAAGUUUGUUUUUUUUAAUUGUAGACUUUUAAUCAGAUUUCUUUCCUCUUUAUGUUUGAAAAAAACGUUCCUGGCAAGUUUCGGUGUUUUCUCAUCGUGUCCUCUGACAUUUUAAAAGCUUACUUUGCAUCUAAUUCUUUUAUCCAUGAUGUAAAAAUAUAUUUCUUACUAUAUCCUGUUAAAAUGGUUUUGCAGCUUUAUUCGAUCAGGUUAUUUAAAUUGUAACAUUUUCAGACUUUGUUUCCAUAAAGGACCACGCCUCUUCCUCUUCCUGCUCAUCUUCCACGCCUGUCUCCUCAGCUCCACCUACUCCUCGUCGGACUCUGAGAAGGAGCAGCAGGUCGCCUCCUUCCUUCGGGCGAGGGUCAUGUCGAGACGCAGCCUGCGGCUCGAUGAAGGCCUGCUGGACCGCAGUCUUCCUCGUGGCAGCGCUUCCUUUAGUGCGGGAGGAGGCGACUGGAGGAGCGGCAGGUCGCUGAGGUCCCGUCGUUCCCAGCAGCACUCGGUCUCCUGCUCCGAGUCGCUCCUCGAUGCGCCGCAUAAACCGACCAUCAUCAUCCACAACAGCAGCCUCCGCAGCGUGGCGUCCGACGCCUCCCUGCUCUCCUCCCUGCAGAACGAGUCCUGCAUCCAGGAGCAAACGCGGGUCGAUGCGUUCUGGGGUUUGGACCACGACUCGGAUUCCAAAGAAAGCACCGUCGUCGCGGAGCAGAGCAGCGUCGCACUGAACAGCACUCUGAUUGGUCUAGACGCCCUCUGCAGCAAACACCCGGGCCAGGCGCUCAGCAGGCUCUUCUGUAAAGACUGCAGCGCUCUGAAAUCGGAGCCGCCGCUGG
Molecule: messenger RNA, 1043 nt
Organism: Neolamprologus brichardi
Lineage: Eukaryota; Metazoa; Chordata; Actinopteri; Cichliformes; Cichlidae
Source: RefSeq, a predicted model, not a curated record